Messenger RNA from Cololabis saira (Pacific saury), 2387 nucleotides. RefSeq names its product tripartite motif-containing protein 16-like. Bases 29 to 1672 code for a protein of 547 amino acids. Gene Ontology annotation, molecular function: zinc ion binding; protein binding. The record is from RefSeq and is a predicted model, not a curated record. NCBI's taxonomy places the organism in Eukaryota, Metazoa, Chordata, Actinopteri, Beloniformes, Belonidae. The transcript is spliced from 2 exons.
CUGUCUGACAGUUGCUACGAAGAGGACGAUGGCGCAGCAGGAAAACCAGCUCGACCCAGUUAAAUUCUCUUGUUCCAUCUGUUUGGAUCUUUUAAAGGAUCCGGUGACUAUUCCCUGUGGACACAGUUACUGUCUGAAGUGUAUUAAGGACUUCUGGGAUGAAGGAGAGAAGAAACUCCCCAGCUGUCCUCAGUGUCGACGCACAUUUAUUCCGAAGCCUGAGCUGCUGAAAAACACCAUGUUAGCUGAUUUAAUGGAGGAACUGAAGAAGACUGGACUCCAAGCUGCUCCUGCUGAUCACUGCUAUGCUGGACCUGAAGAUGUGGCCUGUGAUGUCUGCUCUGGAAGGAAACUGAAAGCUGUCAAGUCCUGUUUGGUCUGUCUGGCCUCUUACUGCCAGAAACACCUCCAACCUCACCGUGAUUCAUCUACAUUCAAGAAACACCAGCUGGUGGAUCCCUGUAAGAACCUGCAGGACAACAUCUGCCCCCGUCAUGGUGAGGUGAUGAAGAUGUUCUGUCGUACUGAUCAGAAGUGUAUCUGCUAUCUCUGCUCUGUUGAUGAACAUAAAGGCCACAACACAGUCUCAGUUGCAGCAGAAAGGACUGAGAGGCAGAGAGAGAUGGAGGUGAGACGGCAACAGAUCCAGCAGCAGAUCCAGGACAGAGAGAAAGAUGUGAAGCUGCUUCAGCAGGAGGUGGAGGCCAUCGAUCAGUCUGCUGAUAAAACAGUGGAGGACAGUGAGGAGAUGUUCACUGAGCUGAUCUCUCUCCUCCAGAAAAGAAGCUCUGAGGUGAAGCAGCAGAUCAGAUCCCAGCAGGAAACUGAAGUGAGGAGAGUCAGAGAGCUGGAGGAGAAGCUGCAGCAGGAAAUCACUGACCUGAAGAGGAGAGACGCUGAGAUGAAGCAGCUCAGAGACACCAAGGACCACUCACACUCCUCCAGCAUCAGCAUCCGUCCUCUCAGGUACUUUCAGGACGUGGCAGCAGCCGUGUCAGAGGUCAGAGAUCGACUACAGGACAUCCUGAGAGACACGUGGACAAACGUCUCACUGGCCGUCGCUGACGUGGAUGUUUUACUGUCACAACCAGGACCAGAACCAGAACCAGAACCAGAACCAACGAGCAGAGCUGGAUUCUUGAAAUAUUCAUGUGAAAUCACUCUGGAUCCAAACACAGUAAACACAGAUCUGUUACUGUCAGAGCAGAACAGAAAGGUGACUCGGAUGAACCAACGUCAUUCUUAUUCUGAUCAUCCAGACAGAUUCACUGGUUAUUAUCUUCAGGUUCUGAGUAGAGAGAGUCUGACUGGACGUCAUUACUGGGAGGUGGAGACAGCAGGUUUAAAUGAUGUAGCAGUUUCAUACAAGAAUAUCAGCAGAUCAGGGGGGGAAACUGCAUUUGGAUUUAAUGAUAAAUCUUGGUCACUAUAUUGUUCCUCAGACAGUUAUGUAUUCAUGUACAACAGAAUCCAAACCUCCGUCUCAGGUCCUCGGAUCUCCAGAAUAGGAGUUUACCUGGAUCACAGAGCAGGAGUUCUGUCCUUCUACAGCGUCUCUGGAACCAUGACCCUCCUCCACAGAGUCCAGACCUCCUUCAUUCGGCCGCUCCACGCUGGAGUCAGGAUUAACGAGUUUUUUGGAGGAUCAGCUGAGUUCUGUAAACUCAAAUAAGAUAAACGAGUUUCCUCUUCAUGUUUUUAUUGAUUUUCUUUUCUUCUUUUCUUCUUUCUCUGAUGGAUGGAGGGACGUUUUUGUUCUAUAAGAUUGAUUGUUGUUAUUUCCUCUUUUGGAGGUGGAAGUUGUUCUUUUGUAGUUUCACCUGGGAAUUAUUAAUAAUAUUAACAUCUUUUAUUUCAUUAUAAAAACAGAGAAAUAAGCCUGUGUUGUAAUUGUUAACUGUUAGUUUUUAGAUUUGAUUUGUGUUUUUUAUGUUGUAUUUCUCUUUUCUUCCACUUUAAUAUUAUUUGUUCUUUUUUAUUGGACCAAUCACCACCACAAAUUCCUUGUUUGUGUUAAACUGGUUGGAAAUAAACUUCAUUCUGAUUGUGAUAGUGAUUGUGAUUGUGAUGAACUCCACCAGACCUUCUUCAUCUCUGAUAUCACGUCUGCAUUCAGACUUGUUUCCUCCUUCAUUAGCAAAACAAAGGUUCUUGUUUUCUGAAGAUAAACAUAUUUUCCAGCCAUGAGAACAAAGUAAAUGAUUCCAGAGAUGUUAGUGACAGCAGCAACGCAGCCAACGGUUCAGUGAAGCCUCUAGUUGGUGUGAGAGUGUUGGGGCCGGUAGUCGUCGCUGCAGCUGCAGGACCAGACUAGAUCUGCACAUCACAUGUUGCUGAUGUCCAAAUCUGUUGACCAUGUUUCAUGUUUAACAAUCUGAAUAUUUAGC